AUGCCUGGAAACACCACUGAGAAGCGCAACGAGGCCGACAAGGCCGUUGAGGAUAUUGCCAUGACCGACAAGGUCGAGCCCAUUGAGGACGCAGCCGAGCGCCCCGCGCAGAAGAAGAAAAGGAACAAGAGGAAGCACUCCCAGGCAUACUAUGACAGGCGAAAGACACAGGAGUACAAGAACCAGCGCAAGGAGCGUCGCCGUCUCCGCAAGGCGGGCAUUGAGAUCCCUCCCCCGCCUCCCCCGGUGCGCGACCCUACCCUGCCACCCAAGCGCAAGCGCAAUCAACACCGUCCAGGCAAGAAACGGGCUAAAAAGGCAAAAAAAGCUGCUAAGAGAGCUGCUGAGCAAGCCCCUCUGACACCCGCAGCUGCAAGCACCUCCCUCCUUUCUGACACCCACCCCACCCACCCCACCCACCUUGAGAAGGAUACCACAUCCAAUGCUGAAGAUCAAGAGAUGGAAGACGACGAUCUUGAGAUGGGAGAUGGCGAUGUGGAGAUGGUUUUGGGCCCGGCAGCUAACGUGGAUCUUGUCAUUCGAAGCAAGACAUCCCACUGA
Messenger RNA from Penicillium vulpinum, 561 nucleotides. RefSeq lists its product as uncharacterized. The record is from RefSeq and is a predicted model, not a curated record. NCBI's taxonomy places the organism in Eukaryota, Fungi, Ascomycota, Eurotiomycetes, Eurotiales, Aspergillaceae. The transcript is spliced from 3 exons. Bases 1 to 561 code for a protein of 186 amino acids.